AUGGCCCCUCAUGGCAAAGAACUCUCUGAGGAACUGAAAAAAGGAAUUCUUGCUCUACAUAAAGAUGGCCUAGACUAUAAGAAGAUUGCCAAGACCCUGAAAUUGAGCUGCAGCAUGGUGGGCAAGUUCAUACAGCAAUUUCACAGUACAGAUUCUACUCAGAACAGGCCUCACCAUGGCCGACCAAAGAAGUUGAGUGCAUAUGCUCAGCGUCAUAUCCAGAGGUUGUCUUUGGCAAAUAGACGUAUGAGUGCUGCCAGCAUUGCUGCAGAGGUUGAAGGGGUGGGGGGUCAGCCUGUCAGUGCUCAGACCAUAAGCUGCACACUGCAUCAAAUUUUUCUGCAUGGCUGCCGUCCCAGAAGGAAGCCUCUUCUAAAGAUGAUGCACAAGAAAGCCCGCAAACAGUUUACUGAAGACAAGCAGACAAAGGACAUAGAUUACUGGAACCAUGUCCUGUGGUCUGAUGAGACCAAGAUAAACUUAUUUGGUUCAGAUGGUGUCAAGCGUGUGUGGCGGCAACCAGGUGAGGAGUACAAAGACAAGUUUGUCUUUCCUAUAAUCGAGCAUGGUGGUGGGAGUGUCAUGGUCUGGGCCAGCAUGAGUGCUGCCGGCACUGGGGAGCUACAGUUCAUUGAGGGAACCAUGAUUGCCAACAUGUACUGUGACAUACUGAAGCAGAGCAUGAUCCCCUCCCAUCGGAGACUGGCCACAAGGCAGUAUUCCAGCAUGAUAACGACCCCAAACACACCGCCAAGACGACCACUGCCUUGCUAAAGAAGCUUAAGGUAAAGGUGAUGGACUGGCCAAGCAUGACUCCUGACGUAAACCCUAUUGAUCAUCUGUGGGGCAUCCUCAAACGGAAGGUGGGGGAGCGCAAGGUCUCUAACAUCCACCAGCUCCGUAAUGUCAAUCAUGGAGGAGUGUAAGAGGACUCCAGUGGCAACCUGUGAAGCUUUGGUGAACUCCAUGCCCAUGAGGGUUAAGGCAGUGCUGGAAAUAUUAACACUUUGGGCCCAAUUGGGACAUUUCCACUUAAGGGUGUACUCACUUUUGUUGACAACGGUUUAGACAUUAAUGGCUCUGUUGAGUUGAGUUAUUUUGAGGGGACAGCAAAGUUACACUGUUAUACAGGCUGUACACUUACUACUUCACAUUGUAGCAGAGUGUCAUUUCUUCGGUGUUGUCACAUGAAAAGAUAAAAUAAAAUAUUUACAAAAAUGUGAGGGGUGUAAGCACUUUUGUUAGAUACUGUAUUAGUGUACAAUGAUAAAUGUUUUUUUUUUUUAUUACACAUACUUGUAUAUUUCUCUCUUAAGUCAGUUUGAGUGCAGUAUCAUAAGUUAAUUUGUAUAUACGUUUUGAGGUAGUUGGAGUGGGCUACCUAGAUAUCUAGCACCUAUUUGGAUGGAAGAGUGCCAGGACACAUUCUUGAUUUUUGUGAAAAAUAGAGAAUGCUGCCUGCAGGCUAAUAGCACUGUAAUCACUACAUUGGCAUGUACUUGUUAUGGUGCUUAGACAGACCUUUUAAUAAUUAGCAUUACUGUAGAUACUUUUUCUGCAUUAAUGGAAUGCAGUUGACAAUUAGAACAGCUAGAAUGUCGUUUCAAGUGUUUAGAAUCAAGCAUCUACCAAGAUUCAGUGGCUUAUGGUAAAAAUGAUUGUGCCUUGAUAUGUCCAAAAUCGAAACUAAUAAAAAGCAACUGAUAUAAGUCAACUUUUUGGCUGUGUUGUAUCAGCCACGGAGGGAUGACAGAGGAAGGGCUCUUAGCACAGUGAGCACUCUGCAGAUUUUGUUUUGCGGGAUGUCCCAUUGAUGUUUGGUGUAUUUGUAGGUAUGCCCUGAUAGAAAUGAAUUUGCAUUCCGAUGGAAUUUUUUAGUAGUUACAUUACAAAAACAUUACACCAGGUUGCUUAGGCAUACCAAUGUUUAUUUUUACCUAUUCCUAAUAUAAGGCCUCCUUGCCAGGAAGAAAUCUGGUCCUAAUUGUAUGGAGGACUCUCAACUACACAGUGCGAUUAGGCAGCAUUAUGACUGAUAUUGUCGGACUCUAUUGGGGCUUUUAUUUAUGUUUGGUGUUUUUUUGAGCUGACCAUAGGAGUUAAGAUGACCACAGGAGUUAUAGUGGCAUGAGGUGUAUAUUACGAAUUGUAUAUAUCACAGUAGCUUUUGUCAUUAUUUGUUAAGACAUGGCAAUUGAAUAAAAAUCAAGCAUGUGUGAUUACACAUACUUGUAUAUAUCUCCCUUAAGUCAGUUUGAGUGCGGUAUCGUAAGUUUAUUUGUAUAUUCUCUAUUUUUGACUUGUUUGAACAAAAGCAGGGUUACCAUUGUCAUAGCUUGUGUAUUGCUCUUCUGCAACUGUCACUAGUCUAAUACUAUCCUUACCUUUUAGUGUCACAUUACCCCACUCCCUCUAGCAUGUAAGCUCAUUGAGCAGGGCCCUCAACCCCUCUGUUCCUGUGUGUCCAACUUGUCUGGUUACAACUACAUGUCUGUUCGUCCACCCAUUGUAAAGCACUGCGGAAUUUGACGGCGCUCUAUAAAUAUCAUAAUAAUAAUAAUAAUAAUUGCUAAUGUGGCCAAAAAAGUGUGACCCAGAACCCAAGGGACAGUUUCUGCAGCUGUAGAGCACCAGAAUCACUACAUCGGCAGGUACUAUUAAUGGUGUUUAGGCGACCCCGUAGCAUAUUUUUUUCUCUUGGAGAUAUGGGGGUCCCUGCCUGAAAAUAACUGCAAUAAAGUUAUUUUGCUUGCACCUCUUAUUAAUAUUCUGGUCUUCUAAUUUCUCUAAUAUCAUUCUUAUCCUCUUAAAAGGAGAAAAUACCUUGUAGAAUGUUUUCUGCAAAUUAAUUAUGUGGAAAAUAUUUCCGUAUUUGCUAUUCAAUAUUUUCUCUAAUGGCUAUAUGUCAUGGCAGAGUCUAUGUUACCCGUGAGCUUAGAAUAUUGAAGCAGGAAUGUUGGUUUUAAUGUGCGACAUCAUGGGGAGGAACUUUCACUACAGUCAAUUUAUCCUGCCAUAGGGUAUAGCAGUACAAGGAUGGAUGUAUUUUCCAUUUUAAUUUGACACUGCAAUAUACUGUGUUAAUUGUUGAAUUUUCUUACUUGCAUAUUUUAGAAGGGCCCACGAGCAUUCCAAUCUAAGCUAUUCUAUUGUAACAAUUAUCUUAUGCAAUCUAAGAUUCUGGAAAAUCUUACAGAAAACAGCUCUGGGGUAUGGAACGUUUACGGAAACCUGUUCACUUAAUAUUUGUGGUGAUCAUCUGGAGUAGCUUCAACAUUGGAAAAUGUGCCUGUUAUUUAAAAUAUGCAGAUAAAUCCACGGCCAUAAAUACUGUCAAUGAGAUUAAGUGGAGACAGGUAGUGAUGGUUCGUAAACUUGUCAGGCUAAUAUGUUACUGUCAUGAAUCCUUCAUAAUACGGGAAUCUUAAUUUCUCAAAUGGCUUUCCAGUAAUUUACUUUAUUUAUCUUGAUUUUUGUAUUUAUGAUUCUCAGUCAGUGGGAUUUUCACACAUUUUCAAUUCAUUUUAAUUUGUAAAUAAAUGGAAGCGUAUGCCUCAAUAGGUAUAUUCUUUGAAAGUUACACACCAGAAAUGAAAAUCGUAUCCUGGAUAGUGCUGUAAGAAGAAAUAAUAAUAAUAAAAAAAAUAAUAAAGACAUGGUUGAUUUUUUUUUGGUGCAGUAAGUCUGGGAUGCAGUUGUCCUUUUAACCAGAGAAGAUUAAGAUCCAAAUAAAUUUUCUGAGGUUUCAAGGUAAAACAUUUGACAUUUAUGAAGAGAGGACCAAAGGCUUUAGUCAUAGUUUAGAGAUGUAUUGACGUAAGACAGUACUCAUAGUAAUAAAAUCUGAGGUCUUGAAAACAAUAUCAGUUCCAAUCUUUUGUGUGUAUUAAAAUGUGAGCGAAUUACAGAAUAUUCAUUUUCUGGAACAGGGAUCCAAGAGCAAAAGAGAAUAAUGCAUUAUUCUAAGAUAAUAUUUGCAUUGUAUGAUAAACUUUAUUUAAUAUUGGGUUGAAAGAUGAAAAUUCAAGACCAGAGGUAUGUGAACACGUGCUCAUCAAGCAUCUUAUUCUAAAAUCAUAGACACUGAACUGGAUCUUUUACUUUAAUGCAAUGCUAGAUGCAUCUCUUCUGGAAAUACUUGAUAUUAGAAAUUUGCACAAGGAAGAGACAAUAAGUGACCUGGGACACCGAUAUCCCCUUAAGGACACAACUUCUGGAAUAAAAGGGAAUCAUGAUGGAAUAUUUCCGUCAUGUGUCUUUAAGGGGAUAUUAUGUAAUUGGCCUGGUACAGCAUUUCAAAUCAUCUUAAAAGGUUUUUGAGGUUAUUUCUGUGUACGGGGUGAUCAUGUUCUUCCACGGCCAUCUUGACAUCUGAUUGCUCUGUGUUCCUUGCAUUGUAUGUUUAAUAUUGGUUUCUGAAUCAGGAAAGGGCCUUUACUAAGCUCCGGCACAAUCCAGGAGAAACUGCUACAGCACUUUAUUCUACAUAUAUCAACAUGUAUAGUUGGUAUUUUCUAGCUAAAUAGCAUGCUUUGGAAAUUUGCUAAGCUCAAAAUCAUUUGUCAGACUACUACUAAAUGGUGAAAUAUAAUAUAUAGCUCCAGUUUAUAUUGUUCUAGAACCUAAGGGCAGUGAGCGGAUGUUUUGGGUAACACAUGAAGGCCAUAGGCCCCAUUUAUCAGACAUUUCUCAGUGUAUAUAAAGCAACAAAUAUAUGGAUGUCAUAUCCAUUUUAAGCUGUACUUUAAAAAAAAAAAUCUUUGACAGUAGUUUUUAUUCAGCUAUUAAAAGGUAUUUUGUGGACAAGGGUGUGUAUUGUCUCUAUGUUUUGUUAAUAACAGAAUGUUUGUGAUUCCUCAGGGUAGUAUAUCACUUGUAUAUAUGAGGUAUUGACCAAAUUAUGUGGAUUAAGUUACCUCUUCCUAACAUGGAUGACUCACAAAUGGUGUCCAGAAGAGAACUAUAGAUUAAAAGAAAGGUUCCGUAUGUUGAUUCACAUCAUAUGGACACAAUGGAAUUCUGGGAGAGUCUAAAAGCUUAGUUUAGAGUUUGUAGCAAAAAUAGAAUUACUUAGACUGAAGUCUGUAUCAAAAAAAUAAAUCUAUAGUUAUGACUUAGAGGUUAUAUCUUUACCAAAUCUCUGAAAGAAAACAUGUCCGAUUUGAAGAGUCAUCCAGUCACAUUGUCUGUAUUGCAUUUACGUGUAAUACAUAAGGGUUUACCAAUUUUCAGAUCUGUGCUACACUAAUAUUAUGUAUUACUGCUGAGCACCAUAAACACUAGAGCAUCUUGUAGUGGUUAUGGUGCAACUGGAUUAAUUAAUUUCCCCCAGGUACUGUAUCGAAUUGUUUUCAAGUAGCUUGACACAAAUUGAGCUUCCCAGAUGCAUGCAAAGUCCAACCUCUAGCUCUAUUUUUAUUUAUACUGCAGAAGUAUCACUUUUACAUUUGCAGCAUCAAUUUCAUCUGAAUUUGAACAGCACUGAUUAUUCAGUUAGUCAAAUGCCAUUCAAAUUGCUGACACGGGACUGUAAAACCUGCAUCAGCAUAUGUCACCAAUAUUUAGAAGCAUGUGUAACAGGGGCCAGCUAUGCAACUGAAGCAACAUUUUGGAGAGGGCAAGAGAGGUUAUUGGACAAAUUCAUGCGAAAGAAGUUUAGAGAUGACCCCUGGGUGCAUUCACCAAUAUGCCCUAAUCUACUCCAACACACAUACAGUGUAAGAAUUCUGAGGGCAGUGUUUGUCAAGUCUAUCCUGGUUAGUGAUGGUUUGAAGGACUCAUCUAAAUUUUUGGGUGGGGCUUCCACCACCAUAAAUGGUUUGAGAGAGGGAGAAGCUGCAGGAGAACUUCACAGACAUUUCAGAUAUCGUCAAAUCCUGUUUAAUGACCAGAAAAUGCACAAAUGAGAAUUUUAAUUUACAUUUUCACUACAAACUUCUAACCACUAGAUUGCGCUGUUACACUGCGAAACAACAUAUCAUGUUUAACUAUUGUUUAAUUUUGUGAAAAUGCAUUAUGGCAGAUUGUAGGAAAGUUUAAUUUUAGCAAUGCAAAGAAAAAAUAAAGAAAAAACAUUCAUGCAAAAGUGUAUUUGUGUGAUUAUUGUAUAAUUAAAUUUGCUAUAAGUAUUUGAACUUAAACUGUAAUGUUAUUGUGAAGUUGAAAAUGUGUAAAUUAAAAAAUUAUUUCAUUGCAUUUCAAAUAAAUCAAGUUUUAAGUAAACUGUAGUUUUUGUAGAGGCUGUAUAUUAUAAUCAAAGUAGCCUAGGGGAAAUCAUAUUACAUAUUCUUCUUGCACUUUCAUAGUCAAUGGAUAAUUUGUAUGUGUCUGAAUAAAGGUAUUGGUGCUAACACCAUGGAUGAGAUAUAGUGAUUGCAUUAUUAUUAUUAUUGAAAAUUAUACACUAGAUCCUCGACUUUUUGUAAAUUUUCCAAAUGUUUCAAAUCUGUUAGAAAAACCUUCCAAAUGAUUUAUCUAGAGAACUUACCAUUAAGGUCUACCGGAGUGUUUGUAGAUAAACCAUAUGGAUAGUUUUUUGAAUAGUAUUGACUCUUUUAGAAAGCUUAUUAAAUCAAAGCCUUUAUCAUUUAUUGUUUACUAAUAAUUGAAUUGUUCGGAAUUUACAGAGCAUUCCAAAAUUUAGGCCACCAUAGCCAAAAUGGAAACUUUUGUUAUGUCAGCUAUGUUAUCAGUUUGGCUUAUUUUGGACUAAAAUUUUAAAUUCACUUUGAAUUCUGAACAAUAUACACACACAGACAGGCACCAAAACACACACAUACACAAAUGGACACAAAAAGCUGAGGGUGCUUUGCCGGCUGGUGACAUAGUCUAGAUCAAGUCCUUCUCAGCUGCUGUCCUCCAGAUCUGGUAGGAGCAAGAGGAACAGACAAUCGGUUCACUCCUUUACUCCUCCAGUUUCUCCACACUACAAGGGAGCAUUAUCAAAGAUCUGUGUGAAGGGAUAGCAUACUGCGUUGUGCUACCUUACAAUACUCUUCCACUAGCGCCAAUGAAUAAGGUGCACAAAGCCUAACCCCGAUAUGCUUAUCCCCCCGGGAAGUCAAUUAUAGGAAUAAAAUAAGGAUUCCACCACAAAGUAGGCUGUCUGAAUGCAGUGGGUAGCCCAAGAAACCACAGCCCACUAGAAUUCUCAUUUUGAAUUAUAGCUGAAGAUCCAGCAUGACAAGCGAUUGCAGAGGGACAGAACAUCUGUACACUGUGCACACAGAGCCCCAGGUCUUGGGACUCAAGACUAAUGACAUUAAGGAAAAUAUCUUUCCAGAGGCCAAUUGAAGGCGGUAGCCCAGGUCAGCCUCCCCUCCCACUGGCAAAAUGUGUGCAAAGUUUAAGUAUGUAUAGGACUGCUGUAGCCCUUUACUUGUCUGUGCCCCACCCAUCAUAUGCAUUGAUGAAUUAUAAAUAUGUAAGUAUUGGAUAUUUAUUAAUAUGUAAAUGAAAUAUUGUUGUAUUAUUUCUUAAUUGUAUGGGUAAGGUUGUUCAAAUGGGGGAAUAGAUUGUUAUGGGAUUCUAGUUUGUUAAGGCGGUCAGUUCAUAAAUGGCUGACUAGCUUGUUUGAUGUUAACUGUUUUAAUAUGUUAUGUAAACCUUAAUAAACAUCACCAUGGCCUGACGGCAACAGGUAUUUAGCGUCUUGUGUGAUUACUUUUAAAGUUCACUAUGGCAAGCACGGCAUAUAAAUUUGCCAAAACUUACACACCUCUGGUGCUUUUCUAAAAUAGGGUUUUUUUUCCAAUCCAUAAAUUUGCUAGCAUAUCUGCUAGCAUAAUGUAUAGAUAGAGUUUAAUGCUAUGUUAUAAAUAGCUAUAACUAUAUAAGUUGUAUAGUUAAACAUUUCUAACUCAACCAAAGUCACAGUUUGGCUACACAAUUUGAUUUUGAGUUCCCUCUUGCCUCUUUUGUGUAUAUACCCCAUUAACUUGAUUAUCUCUAAAUUGUAUAGCAUUUAAAUCUCAGUGGAAAAAGUUAAGGUGAGAUAGCCAAGUUUUGACAAUAGUUGAGUUGGAGAUUUUUUUUUAUAGAUCUUUAUCUAAAUUUUGCCAUUUGGAUUUUGAUUUGCCGCCAAUCUGAGUUUAGUUAAUAGACCCUCAUGAGAUCUGCUUAUUAGCUAAGUCCAUUUUGAAGUCAAAAUGAACCAGAGAUUGACAAAUUUGUAAAAGAGUCCAAAUCAUUAUCACUAAUGCAAAUUCAUUAUAGGAGAGGUAUCAAAGGGACAUAUUUGUAUCCAUAAAUCAUAUGACUGUGCAGUUAUUACAAUAUUGGCAAACUAUAAUUUAUAGUUAUGUAGAUUUGUACUUGCUAUUUGGUAAAAAUCAUAAGGCAGUAAUGUUCCCCUUGGAUCAAUAAACCUAUGUCUAUCCUCUGAUACUCACCUCCAAGACUUCUCUAGGGCUUCACCGUUCCUAUGGAACUCCCUUCCCUUCUCCAUUAGACUUUCCCCCAGUCUCCAUUCCUUCAAAAAAUCAUGGAAACUCACUUCUUAAGGAAAGCAUAUACAUUCAACUGUUAACAGCUCUCCCUUCCUACACCCAGAUUCCUCCCUGGCAACAGUCAUUAAAAAAAAUAAAAAAAAACAAUAUAAACGACCCACUUAACCCCCAUUGAAUAUUAUUCUAGCAACCUACUUUUCUACCCUACACUUACCUCUUGUGUCACUAAACCCCGCUCCCUCGAGCAUGUAAGCCUCUGUUCCUGUGCGUCCAACUCGUCUGGUAACCUAUACUUAUUUGUUAGUCCACCAAAUGUACAGCUCUGUGGGAUUUGUUGGCGCUUUAUAAAUAAUAAUGAUAAUAAAACUCUAAAAGUGAGAAAAAAAGUGACAGUUCCUCUUUAACCUUCCACCUCUUUAUCUCACUUUGUCUGCAGUCACGUGAAGGUCUACUGAAAAUAGACAGAAUAAUUACACUUGUCUUGUGAUUUAUUAUUGUACGGCUUUCAAACAAGUGUUAUGUUCAAGUUUAAAUUAUUAUUAUUAUUUAAUUGUUUUACUACUUGAAAAAAAUAUGAUGAUCAAAACAACACCAUUUUUAAGUUGUUUUCAAGACGCUGUAAAAUUGAAUCACUCUGUUUCUUUACAAUAUGCCCGGGGGUAAGCUAUUUAAAGGCAAGUUGUGUCUGCAGCUAGAGGGGUGUGAUUCUUGCUUGCUAGGGCAGCUUGCACAAGAUCUGAGUAUGUUAACAUGUGUGCUGCACUAUAUUACCUGUAUUAUUCUGUUUAUUAUGUGAUAAAUUAUUAUUCAGUUGCUGAUGGGCUAAUUCAGUUUUUGUCUGGAUCUAAAUUACCAUUUCAUAUGCCUUUAGUCUAUGUACUUCAGAGUUGUCAUGCUAUGAUUCAGGCUAACUUGGGGCAGUAUGUUGUUAUUGAUAUUUUAUAAAAUGUCAGAAUAUUCCAUUAGGUUUGAACCAGCAUUGUAAAUUCUGCAACUAGAGUGGACAUUAUAAGAUGUCCCUAUCACAUUUAGUAUAGCCGAAUAACGAUGGAGAGAUUGCUUCCUAUUUGUGAUAAGAAUGUUGAUGGAACAUGUUUGGGGUAUCAUCUCUCUGUAUGGUAAAAUUGUACAAAUUUGGAAUGUUAAAAUGUACAGAUUAGGUCUAUGUAGUCUAAUUUCUAUAAUGAAAACUUACACAGGGUUAGUCACUAAAAUAAGAAUUGUUAGGAAUUCAAAGUGAAUUUUGAAUGUAAGGUCAAAAUCCCCAAACUGUACAACAAAUUUUCUAAGUUCGCAGUUUUCUUUAACUAAAUUUUGAAACUAACUGUGUAUUACUGGAUAUUUAAUCCUGGUGGUAACUGAUUAGAACCCACUUUUUAUUAUAUAAUUUCAUUGCCACGGCUAAAUAAUGAUCAAGGACUGACACCUUGGUGGAAUCCGUACUUAUUUUAUAUGUUAUGGAACCAGCACCUAUUUCUGCUGUGAAAUUAUUACCAAGUUGUAAUGGAACCACACUCCGCCAGGACCCUAAUGCGCUUUGCCUUAAAUGAGUGCCUCCAUCUUGACUUCAUGUCAAUCACUACUAUAAACUCUGUCCUUCUGUCAUUGAACAUAUCAAAUAGGGGGAGUAGAAAAAGAAGCAAUGUUUCUGUUGCACUUCCUGCAAACAAUCAGUGCCCUGGUUGUGCCAUGACUGAACUGCAUUGGGAUUUAUCUGUAAAUCUUUAGUAAAUAAAAGAAAAUGGAGCCGAACUUGAAACAAAGGUUAAUAUACAUUAUAGGUGAUGUUCACCAUUUCAUUAAGUGAUGUAAUUUGCAGAGAACCCACGUUUGCCCUUUAAGAUGGUUUUUAGAAUUUCCACUGUGUACUCAUGAAAUGGUUAAAACUACUUGGUGUGCAAGUUUAUAAACUUUAUACAAAAGAAGGGUUUAUGUGUGGCCACCUCCACUUGAGAUAUGCAUUCCUGUGGGAUGUGCAUUAGCCUGGUUUUAUCAAGAGACAGUGAGGUAAUUUCCUUUCAAAACUAUCCACAAAAACCAACUUUUUGUGGUAACAGUUUCCCCUUGCUUUGUAAUCAUUUUAUGGGGAUUGGAUACUUGUGUGCUGUUGGAGAAAUGAUAAAUGAUCAGAAAUGUGUCUGUCAAUUCCAAAACCUUCCUUUUAACCCCUUAUGGACACCUGACAUGUCUGACAUGUCAUAAUUCCCUUUUAUCCCAGAAGUUUGGUCCUUAAGGGGUUAAACUGAUUUUGGACUCUUUGUGGAUGCAUUUGAGUGUGUAGAUCUUGUGCCAGACACUUCCUUUGAAGAAAUAACAAAAGUACUGGGUUCUUCUGGCAUUCUAGAUCGCAUACUCCACAACUCCCAUCACCCUCACCCAGUUUACUUUUCUUUUGCCUUGAUGAUGGCGGUGCUAGAUUGUUUUCAGAAGAUGAUGAAUGUUUGAAUCCUCAUCCCAUCACCAGGUUAAACCCUAUUAAAAUAGAGGGAUUUGUUGCCCCCCCACUACAUCGGUGGGGGCACCCUAAGAACGCUUUUAUCUGUCUACAUAUAGUGAGUGUAUAUAUUGUUGCGCACUAUUUUGUGUUUUUACAGUAUCACUCUAUAUUUUGUUUUAUGUCCCUUUGUAGAUUUACACAGCCUUAUCCGGAACUGUUUCUCUGUGGCUCUAAACCCUAUUAAAACCAGAUCACAAUUUUCUGUUACUCUGUAUCAGUACACGGAUGGCUUUCGGUAUGAAAACAAAUUCUGGAUCAAUGUAAUAAAUAUGCAGCAAUUGUCUUUGAAAACAGUUGGUUGUUCCUGCUAAAUAAUAAUCGGAAUGGUUUAAUCACAGACAAGCUGUAACAAUUUCUAAGUACCUACCUGUACAUUUAUGGAUGGUGGCAAUAUGUAACACACAAACAAACAAGCCCAGCAUCCAAUAUACCUAUAUGACCUGCAUGUUUUCCUAAACUAUGUCUGUUUUAUCAAUUUAAACAGAUUGUCCUCUAUCAGUUCCCCACUGCGAUCAUAGCUACACUGUUUCCUUCCAUCCCCAGUAUAUUUUAUUUAUUUUUUUCCAGGGCAGCCAGCAAACCAGGGAGUUAUAUGUUUUUCAGGGUCGGUGGAAAAGUGUUUUUUUUUGUUUUUUUUUAAAGAACUCAUUGAAAGAAAUAGGCUGUGAGAAUCAUCUCCAAACGAUUUACUUUUAUUAGUUCUACAAAUGUUCUCAGCUCCUGCCAAAUAAACCUACAAGGCACAGCAAAAUGCAUGGAAUAAGCAGACAGUUACUUAAUGGAAAACCUGCAUUUUUUUCAAUGCACCCACCACAAGGUCUGGGGAUUUGUAAACCUCAUAGGUUAUUGUGUGAGUAUUAUGAAACAAACAGAAUUUGGAUAUUAAAUCCCCCCCAUUUCCAUUGUUCUUCUGGUUUGAGAACUCCCUUUGUGAAAGAGCCAGGGAAAACCUAAGAGGACUUCCAGUUUCCUUCCAAGUGUGGCUGCUCUUUUUGGCUCUGAGAAGACACAGAGGACCCCCUGGCACUAGUACUUGAGCAGGAAUCAUGGAGAAGGAAUUUUGAAAAGUAUGUGGAACUUUCCAAAAAAGUAAGAAUACCCCCUCCCCCUUUUUUUCCACCCCCCCACCCCCUCAUACAGAAGCAUUGAAUCCAUCACCCAGUGGCAACAGUCCACCUUCCCCAGCUAUUUCGUAAGAGCUUACGAGAUUUGGGAACAGCCCUCUCUUAAGGAGCAGAUUGGGGAGAGGCGCUUCCCACUUGAAAGGAGACAGUCCAUCCGCACGGAGCAUCCUUGGAAGGCAGGAGGAGACCCUGAGCAUCGCUCUGACUGUAUCCUUAGCUGGACCGCGAGGAGGUACUAGAAGACCACUCAGCAGAGCAGCGGCUAAAGCAGGUCAGCCAGGACCCCACUGCUAUGUCUUCUUCUGGGAUCAUGAGGGUCAUAGUGUAGUAGGGUUAAGCUACUGAUACUGCUAAACUAGUUCAUGAGAUGCAGCGCUCCAGCCAUUCCCAUACAUAGUCUUUUUAUAGAGCAUUGGUUAACUCUCAGUUUGUUACAUCAGUAAGUGGGGUUCUAGGAGCAUUCUCCAAAUGAACACAGCAUUGCUUUUAGUAUUGGUCCAGUUUAUUGUUCUUUCAGCUACACUGUUUUUGUUUUUAAAACUAUUAGCUGGAAUACAGAGUGUUUGUUUUUGAUUUGUGCUUUUUUUUUUAAAUUGUGUUAAGAGGUUGUGGUUGAUUUACUUUUAUUAUGUAUAAUUUUAGCCCUUUUUACUUAUAUGCUAUAAAAUGCAAAAAUAAAAAUAAAAACUUCAUGGAUGCAAUAAUGAUAGUUAAUAUUUGCAGCUCUGCAUCGAUUUCCUUAGAAACUACAACUCCUACCACUCUCAGCCAACCAAACUUUGGCUGAGCAUAAUGGGAGUUGUGGACACUUGGCGCAGACCGGUGCAGAGCGCAAAUCCCCAUCACGCUUACCCAGUUAGUCCCUGUCUGGGCUUAACGGGAGAUGGUGAACGCAGCGACAGCCAGAGUCAGCCUUAUUCCACUCUUCUUGCUUAUUGUAUGUUAGUAAUUUAAUAGUUAAAUUGCUCUCGGUAAAUGUCUCUGCUGGUUUGCAAAUGCUUUCGGGUGGAUUAAAUGGUCUGUUUGUAGUUUGACUUUCCAGUAAAUGUGCUGGUUCGAUGUCAAUUAAAAGAACAAAGGUCUGUGUAAGUUGGGGACAGAAAUGCAUGACUUGUGUAUUACGUCAUGACAUGCAUGACGUAUUCUGAAAGAAAAAUGUAAACUGGGACAUCUGGAACCCUGGUGCAGUUUUUCAAUUAGGACAUCCUGGGGAAAUGAGACCAUGCUUUUGGUGCGUAGCAUAGAUACAUUUGUAAAUCUACUCCUAAAAGAAAUGUGCUUUGGUAACUCAGUCACAAAGCUUCAAAGCAUAUAUGAGGCUAAAUGUUUAAUGCACGAUUCACCUUUUGAGUGCCAGCGAUGUAUUUAACUGGCUUGCUCAAUGCCUUGAGCACACCUCAGAUAGUCAAAGGGUUAAUAUUUUGAUAGUUUACCAAAUGGCACUUUGUGCACCAAAUGUGGCUACUUAUUUACUAAAUAAGACAAAAUAAGAAAAAAAAAAUGCCCUAACGUCCAGUUUGGAAAUUUAACCCCCUACUCCCGUUCCUGGUAACAAAGGUGUUAAAGUCCAAAAAUCAUAUGGAAGAUAACUUUGGAAAAUUCUGAUGAUUUAUUACAGGAUCAGCGCACGUCGGUUUGUAAUAAAGAGCUGACCGUCUCGAAUUCCUUGUGCAUGCAGUCAUACCCAUUAUCCACAGCCAGGAGUGCUGUGCUUUAAAACACAUUACUGCAGCACCUGAUUGCAAAUGAAUGCACUGAUCACCAUGUGUUCAUUUUCCAAAGCUUUACAUUGCUUUCAAUUAAAAUAAUAAUAAUAAUAAUAAUAAAAAAAAAAUCUCAGUGCAACAGAUCCAAGUAUAAUAUCAUUUCCGUUUAGUAUAUUUAGUUUUGGGACUAGUCAGCUCAUACAAACUCACUCCAGAUUUCUCUAAAUGAACCUCCUUUAAAAAUGUGUAAAAUAAGUAGAAAACUGAAGGAAAAUUUUUUUGGCAAAAGGCUUUUCCCAUCACAGGAAUCUGUUUCAUUUCUUAAAGCACAAUUCAUUCUUUUUCUAACCUAUAGGUGUCGCUGUGAGACAGAAUAAAGUCUUUGUGUUAUAUGAUACCUGUUGAAGUACAUUUCUAGUUUAUAUUAAAGAACACUAAGUAGUUGUAUCUAAAGUAGAAAAUGGCAAUAUGUUAUCGUAGCCAGAAGUAACAAAGAACGAAUGUCCUUGAUGCUGUUUGUGUGUAGCAAAGUCAGCCUCCUGCUUGAAAAUGAGAACUUUUUAUGAAUCACUGUGUACAGAUCUAAUCUCUCUGCUAAUUUACUGUGACUAAUUUGCAACACUAAACCUAUUAUAUUGCCUUUCUAAUGCUGGCCUACUUGUUUCCUUUUGUUGAGUGAAACAGGUCUGUAAUUGAUAGGAUGGUAUUGCUUUACUGUGGCUAACAAGAUGAAGAUGUUGGAAAAUGUGCCUCCCUCCCUAACCCACCCUGUCUUGCUUGAUUCUUUUGUAGAAUUAUUACUUUUUAAAAAUCAUUUAUUGUAUUUUUUAGAACUUGUACGUCUUCGUUUUGCCUUGCUGUGAAAUAUUUCAAUAUGGGAAACUGACUAUUAAUAUGAAUUGAUUUACCUGGUGCAUUCAAGGACUAAUUAUUAGACCAAUGUGCUCAAUUUAUUAUAGAUUGGAUGCCUAAAGAGCAAUUCUGUGGUAACAUUCUAAAAAGGAAGCAAUAUGGAAGAUACAUGCUAUUGGUUUAAUGGUCAAAACGUCUGUUGCUUGCCUCUUGGCACUCAGAGGGUUAAAAUAAGGAAUAAUCGCAGGCUCUAGUUCAGCAUAGGGUAAUUGUUCCCCAGAAACUAUUUGUGCAAUGUAUCUGAGCUCAUGGGAUUCUGCCCUUGUCUAUCUUGCUAAUGGGUUUUGCCAUCUUUACCUGAAAUACCCCUAUUGUGUCUGGCUAGAUGAUUAAUCGAGGGAUUCUAAACUGUGACCCUUAAUCCUACAAGCUCUACAUUUGUAUUGCGGUUUUACUGCUCUGGCUACAUCUGUAGCAGCAAUCAGGAUGUUUUAUAAUCCUUGGAUGACUUGAAAGACUCCCUUGUGGGCAUUACAUCAUGGUUGUGUUAUCCUUUGGGUCCAAAGGGUUCCUUCCUUAACCAUGUUGGUGGUAGGGAGACUGAUGAUUCAUGUUUCUUACACUGUCAGCAUCACACUGGUUUUUAUACCAAGAGAUGCUCUGUAUUGUUGAUAUAAUAAUGGUAUUUUUUAAGCUUUUAUUGAAAAUCCUUUUCCUUUUCUACCAAGUCCAUCUAUUAGAGGCAGACACACAGUUGUUUUACCUUCAGCGAUUUAAAGCUAAAAUAAAAAUCUACAAAUUCCAGUUGUAAAUUAUUUUCAGAAUAAGCUGGAAAAUACUUGAAUCUUGGAAGCUGGAAUUAGUCUUACACUACCGAGAUUUCUGGCGUUUGACCAACUGUGGGGUAAAAAUGUAGUCUUUUGUUUUUAACCCAAUAUUGACCAAAAAUAAGUAAUCUGUCAGUUAUUACCCAUACAAUAUUUACAUAUUACUUGGACAAAGGUUCAAUAAUAAUAAUAAUAUUAUAUGUAUAACAUUUUCCUUGCCGAAACCUUAUUGGCAUGCAUUAUUGGCAUGACAUUAAAUAACUGUUUCAAAUUAGGAUGUCCCGGCAGUCCUAUAUGGCUUUCCAAUACCAGAAAAAGAGAAAUACUAUCCAUGUGAAUAUCAGGGUAAUUAUAAAAUAAUGUGCCUCCAGCUUUAAAAAAAAUAAAUAAAUGAAAUAAAUAUUUAACUAACCUGAAGUGCUUGAGUAUGCUGCCAGUAGAUAAGUAAUAGAUAACUAAAAUAAUAUUCCUCCUGGUACAGUAGUCAUUUUAGACUAGAUAUGUUAGAUUGAUUGAUCGAUAAAGUAUCUUCUCAAGGGACCACGUGAUUUUCCUCUUGGACCCCUUCACUUUGAAGCACUGUGUCGAGAAUGGGGUGGGGGCUUCAUGGUUACCUCCUGGUUGAGUGGAGUUCCUGGGAACCCCAUGCUGAUUUUAUUUAUUAUUUUUUUAAUGUGUGCCAGCUGGCAGCCCAAUACUGUCAGCAAGCUAUUCCUGUUAGCAUCAAGGAACAUUACCUAACAGUCAGUCAACAUUAAGAGGGCUGUCCAGGUCAGUUAAUGUUGGUCUACGUUGGUUUUUUUUACUGCAUGGUUUGAGUUGGCCUCCCUUCAAUUCUGUAUGCAGUAACUUUAAGAUAACAUAUUGAACUAAUCUUCAGCAUUGUUGUUUAAGCAACUUUCUUUCAAUAAUUUGGAAAAUGUGAAGUUACAAAUGGAGUUGCCGUUAAAAUAUAAAAAAACACAUAGUUAUUGUGCAUGGGACCAUUCUAAUUAAUAAAACAAAACAACACAACAUUUCUGACAUGAAAACUGUUUAUCUUAAAUGUGCCAAAUUAAAAUGUUAACUUAUUAAACCCAACAGCACAUACAUACAGAACCGCUAAUAAUUUUGGUGGUUAUCCACUAAUUAACUUUGAACUGAUUUUUUUAAUGCCAGGUGAGUGGUUGUGUUGGAAAAAAUCCUCAAUGUGGCUAUCAUCUAAAGUUAGCCACUGCUACCCCUGUACCUGCACCAUAACCUAUAAGAUGUGGUUAAAGUAUAGACCAAGGAAUUCACAAUAACUUAUCUAACUAUGUUUUCAACAAUGCACUCUUUGGUAUGGUUGUCAGCCUAUGAAGGUCUAUGUUAUACCAAGGUGCUAUGGAAAUAACAGUGCCCAUAACCUCUCCAACUCCAGUGCUAGGGCCAUGUCCGUUUCCCCUGAAAAUAUAUUCCCACAAUAAACAAAUGCAAAUAAUCUAAUAACAAUAAUCUACCUUACCACAUAACCCUUAAUGUGUCAGAGUCUUCCAUAACGCGACCCUAGAAAAAUACUUGAAAAAUACAAUAUUUAGUAUUUCUCCAUUAAAGGACCACUAUAGUGCCCUGAGGGUGCCCCCACCCUCAGGGUCCCCCUCCCGCCGGGCUGGAUGGAGAGGAAGGGGUUAAACUUACCUCUUUCUCCAGCGCCGGGCGGGGAGCUCUCCUCCUCCUCUCCGCCUCCUCUCCUCCUCUUCGGCUGAAUUAUCAAUGCUUUCCUAUGGACGCAAGCGUCUUCUCACUGUGAAAAUCACAGUGAGAAGCGCGGAAGCCUUCUAGCGGCUGUCAAUGAGACAACCACUAGAGGCUGGAUUAACCGACAGGUAAACAUAGCAGUUUCUCUGAAACUGCUAUGUUUACAGAAAAAAGGGUUAACCCUAGCUGGACCUGGCACCCAGACCACUUCAUUAAGCUGAAGUGGUCUGGGUGCCUAUAGUGGUCCUUUAAGCAGUUUUUUUUUUCCAUCUUACUGCUUGUAGGAUUUUUCUUGACUGCCCACUUUUUGAUGUCAGCUGUCAAAAAAAGCAAAUUAGUGUUAAGAAGGAAACUGGUCUGGUUCAUAAUGGCUGAUGCUGCUUUAGCCUGUAUAACCUUUUGCCACAGUCUUUAUUUCAAAAGUUAACUUAACAUUUGCCAGUGAAUAAUGUCAACAUAAACCCAUUAAUGCAGUUUAUUCAUAGUUGAAACUUGCGUCGGCUGUUCAUUUGAAAAUAAUGUAUAACACCACUUUAAUUAAAGUGUUAUCUAUCCUCUAUUAACUGCAAUAAAUCGACAAAUGAAUUGCAUACCCAGGGACAAAUAGCUGAGUUGGAGAAUGUCUCAAAAUAAACCUAGUUGCUAUUUUGUUCUAAGUAUUGCAUAUACUAUUUACUACUUUUGGAGAUUCUUUUUGUUACAAACUGCAAUUCAUUUUUAUUUGUGCUGAUCAGUUGAUCGUUCGAAUUCCCAAAUUCUGAGCCGAAAUGUAGUCAAACGUGAACCAAACAAAAUGAGUAUAAUGUAUGUUCAUUUUGAUACAUAAUUACGUGAAUGGCCCCAAACAAAGAGAUAAUUAAUGGGGAAAAAGCUGGUUGAUGGCACAGUCACUAAAGUUGAUUUCAUUCACUAAUCAACUAAAAAUGAGCAACAGACGGGAGAAAAGGAGAAUCAAUAAAUUUAAAAAAUAUAUAAAUCGAUAUUUAUAGGUUAUACAUUAAAGGAACACUGUAGAGUCAGGAAGACCCCCUUGCCCCUUUUAAAAAGGUAUAAAAUGUACCUUUAUUCCAGCACCACAUGGGUCCGGGUCCCAUAGAAAAGCAUUGGAUUGGCUGAGAAUCAAUGCAACUCUAUGGGGAAAGAGUCUUCAUGCAGAGCGUGGAGACAUUGAAUGUCAGUGCUGCACAAUAAGCACUGACCCAAGAAGCACCUCUAGUGACUGUCUGAGUGAUUUCCAAUGGAGGUAUCCCUAAGCAGCAAUGCAAACACUGACUUUUUUCUGAAAAGACAGAGUUUACAUCAAAGUGCCUGCAGGGACGGGGUAUACUCACCAGAACAAAUACAUUAAGCUGUAGCUGCUCUGGUGACUGUAGUGUCCCUUUAAUAAAUAUAUAAUAUAUAAAUAUAGAUUUUGUACUGUUCCUUCUCUAUUUUGGUUACUUUUUCUCACUUGGUCUGUGAUCCAAAUGAUGGGAAAAUGCUCCUAUCUGUGUAUUGCAAAAUAUAUGCAUACUGUUUAUAUUAUGUUUAUAUUUUGAAGGAUACUGAUUGGCACAUUUUUUAUGUGGUUUGUCUGAUUCAUUUCCCGAAUUGUUUUUCUGCUAUCGAAGUUGUGAUGAGUCGAAGCUCCAUAGUGCAAAUUCUCUACAUGACUAGUGGUGUAUUUCCAACGACCCCCAAAAACAAGAAUUACAAGAAGACAAGAGUGCAAGAAUGCCUGCUAACAUUCUUGCACCCAGAAAGAGAGAAGGAUGGGAGACACGUUUAUUUGAAACUCUUUGUCCUCCUGGACUACAACUUCUGGUUCAGCAAUAUCUUUAGCACCCAGCAGAAGAAACUGCCAUAAGCUGAGUCACUAGUGUACAGGAAUGUUCCAGACAACAUAUUUUGAAAAUAAAUGUCUCGGAUUUAAGAUAAAAUAGUCUCAUGAUAUCUUGUUGUGCAACUUAUGAUUGCUUUGGAGCAUUAAAGAAAUUUCAAUGCAGCCUGUGAGUUUUUUUUCAUAAAUAUAAGAUUUUAAUGAACAAAAAAUAACAACUCAAAAAUAACAUUACCACUUUAACUAGGCCUCUAGUUUAGAGUUAUAUACGGGACAGGUUGCUACAGGCAAGAGUUUUCUGGAACUUUGUGGUCAUCUGGUGUUGAUUCCAAGACAAGUGGCCUGGUUGCAUGACACUAGCACGUUCCAAGCUCAGUAGGAGCUGAGAUAAAAAUAAUAAAUGAAACCUUUGAUUCCCUCUCUUAAACAUUAUUCCUUUUAUGGUUACAGAUCCAUUCAUGUUGUUGUGAUCCGAUAAAGACUGAAAAAUGA
Molecule: messenger RNA, 19480 nt
Organism: Pelobates cultripes (western spadefoot toad)
Lineage: Eukaryota; Metazoa; Chordata; Amphibia; Anura; Pelobatidae
Source: the annotation of a GenBank genome assembly